AUGAAUGAAAUUGAAGAAAGUGAUCCCCUCCAACUCUUAAAACAAUAUAGUAAUAAAGAUAUACUGCCUGAACUCAUCGAUCCGGAGGGUAAUGUUGUCUCGUCUCUUCGAGAGGCGGCUUUUAUAAAGUUUGACAAUAAAACAUUUGACAAAAAUACAACCACAAAUUUCCGAAGUGCUGCCACAAAUGAACUUCUUCCUUUGUCAGUACUAUAUCACGCAACCAUAACUAAAAAGUUAGAUCUAGUCCACUAUAAUGAAGAUGCAACAAAUGAAAAGUUCCCGACACGUUUAGGCUUUGUAGACAGAAGAAAUUGGCUUGACUUUUUAAAAGGAAUAAUCUCCUCAGUUUCAGAUUUGGGAAAAGGUUCAUUGACCCGAAUUUAUGAAAAACGACCUUUUGAAGAUACAAUUGAUUCAGAACAGCAGUUGGCGGCGGAAAGAAGAAGAAAAAGGAAAGUGGAGUACGAAAAGGAUAAGCUAUGGAGAGAAAACUAUCAAAAAAAAAAAGAAAUUUUACCGAAAUCCGUAUGGGAGUCCGUACUUGAAAGUAAAGCCAAAGAUGAAAAUUAUUCAUUUUUCAUACAAAUUGCAGAUGACUUUUUCUUAAAAACAAAGAAAGACCCUCAGGAUCGAGGUGGACAUUUAAGAACUUCAGAACCCAUUCAAAGAACAUAUCAUCGUAUUCAAAAUAGGACGAAAUCUCCUCGGGUUCCAAUUGUUCUGGUGCCUUCAGCUCCAUCAGCUUUCAUCACAAUGUAUAAUGUCAAAGAGUUACUUCAAGAUGAACGAUUUGAAGAUCAGAUUAAACUUCGAGAUAUCAAAUCAAAAAGAGAGAGACUGAUUCAAAUAACUCAUAAAGGCAAACAAUAUGAAUUUAUAGAUACGACUGAUAAUUUUCAGGAUUCAGAUUGGGAUCGAGUUGUAUGUGUCAUCACUGAUGGAAAUGAAUGGCCCUUCAAAAAAUAUAAAUGGAAAACUCCUCAAGAAACUUUUAAACAUGUUUCAGGAAUUUAUUUCAAAUAUUAUGGUGACGAUAUUAAAAAAUGUGUUAAAACUUGGAGGAAUGUAAAGUGCAUUGAUAUUCAUCGUGAUUUACGUCACCGUGAUCCUGAAGCCUAUAUGGAAUUUUGGAAUGUGGUAGAAAGAGUUGGAAUCUAA
This is a messenger RNA of Diversispora eburnea, 1161 nucleotides long. Lineage: Eukaryota; Fungi; Glomeromycota; Glomeromycetes; Diversisporales; Diversisporaceae. The record is from the annotation of a GenBank genome assembly.